Molecule: messenger RNA, 3174 nt
Organism: Hippopotamus amphibius kiboko
Lineage: Eukaryota; Metazoa; Chordata; Mammalia; Artiodactyla; Hippopotamidae
Gene: RBM25
Product: RNA binding motif protein 25
Exons: 20
Coding region: 251-2839 (862 amino acids)
Biological process (GO): mRNA processing; regulation of alternative mRNA splicing, via spliceosome
Cellular component (GO): spliceosomal complex
Molecular function (GO): mRNA binding
Source: RefSeq, a predicted model, not a curated record
UAGGAAGACCUCCAGAAGCUCCCCGCGCAGCGCGGCCGUGUUUGCGGCCUGUGCGAGUAGGCGCUUCGGAACGGGUCUCCCGGCUGGCGGCGCGCAGAAACCUCGAACCGGUGGAGCCCACUCGUAACCUGGAGCUCGGAAGGCCGCGAAGACAGUACCGUUUCCUCAGCGGCGGGAGUCUAUCCUGAACUUAGAUCGUGUACAUUUUGGGAACUUAUUUUAGAAAAGAUCUAAGUUUAAAAAAUUCUCAAUGGACAGAGAGAGAAAAGAGGGUCUUUGCCAACUCCUUUGGACCGCUGCAGUAAGAAUGUCUUUCCCCCCUCAUUUGAAUCGCCCUCCCAUGGGAAUCCCAGCACUCCCACCAGGGAUCCCACCCCCACAGUUUCCUGGCUUUCCACCACCAGUACCUCCAGGAACUCCAAUGAUUCCUGUACCAAUGAGCAUUAUGGCUCCUGCCCCAACUGUCUUAGUACCCACUGUGUCCAUGGUUGGAAAACAUUUGGGAGCACGAAAGGAUCAUCCAGGCUUGAAGACUAAAGAAAAUGAUGAAAACUGUGGUCCCACAACUACAGUUUUUGUUGGCAACAUUUCUGAAAAAGCCUCAGACAUGCUUAUAAGACAGCUCCUUGCUAAAUGUGGUUUGGUUUUGAGCUGGAAGAGAGUACAAGGCGCAUCUGGAAAACUUCAAGCCUUCGGAUUCUGUGAGUAUAAGGAGCCUGAAUCUACCCUCCGUGCACUCAGGUUGUUGCAUGACCUGCAGAUUGGCGAGAAGAAGCUACUUGUUAAAGUUGAUGCUAAGACAAAGGCACAACUGGAUGAAUGGAAAGCAAAGAAGAAAGCUUCUAAUGGGAAUGCCAGGCCAGAAACUGUCACUAAUGAUGAUGAAGAAGCCUUAGAUGAAGAAACAAAGAGAAGAGAUCAGAUGAUCAAAGGGGCCAUUGAAGUUUUAAUACGGGAAUAUUCCAGUGAGCUCAAUGCCCCCUCGCAAGAAUCUGACUCUCACCCCAGGAAGAAGAAGAAGGAAAAGAAGGAAGACAUUUUUCGCAGGUUUCCAGUGGCCCCCCUGAUCCCUUAUCCACUCAUCACUAAGGAGGACAUAAAUGCUAUAGAAAUGGAAGAAGACAAAAGAGACCUGAUAUCCCGAGAGAUCAGCAAAUUCAGAGACACACACAAGAAACUGGAAGAAGAGAAAGGCAAAAAGGAAAAAGAAAGACAGGAAAUUGAGAAAGAACGGAGAGAAAGAGAGAGGGAGCGUGAAAGGGAACGAGAAAGGCGAGAACGGGAACGAGAAAGGGAAAGAGAACGUGAACGAGAAAAGGAGAAGGAACGGGAGCGGGAACGAGAACGGGAUAGGGAUCGUGACCGGACAAAAGAGAGAGAUCGAGAUCGGGAUCGAGAGAGAGAUCGGGACCGAGAUCGAGAAAGGAGCUCAGAUCGGAAUAAGGAUCGGAGUCGAUCAAGAGAAAAGAGCAGAGAUCGUGAAAGGGAACGGGAGAGGGAAAGAGAAAGAGAGAGAGAACGGGAACGAGAAAGAGAACGAGAGCGAGAGAGAGAACGAGAAAGGGAACGGGAGCGUGAGAGAGAGAAAGACAAGAAGCGGGACCGAGAAGAGGAUGAAGAAGAUGCAUAUGAACGAAGAAAACUUGAAAGAAAGCUCCGAGAGAAAGAGGCUGCUUAUCAGGAGCGCCUUAAGAAUUGGGAAAUCCGAGAACGAAAGAAAACCCGGGAGUAUGAGAAAGAGGCUGAAAGAGAAGAAGAAAGAAGAAGGGAAAUGGCAAAAGAAGCUAAACGACUAAAAGAAUUCUUAGAAGAUUAUGAUGACGAUAGAGAUGAUCCCAAAUAUUACAGAGGAAGCGCUCUUCAGAAAAGAUUGCGUGAUAGGGAAAAGGAAAUGGAAGCAGAUGAACGGGAUAGGAAGAGAGAGAAGGAAGAGCUAGAGGAAAUCAGGCAGCGCCUUCUGGCAGAAGGACAUCCAGAUCCAGAUGCAGAGCUCCAGAGGAUGGAACAAGAGGCUGAGAGGCGCAGGCAGCCACAAAUAAAGCAAGAACCAGAAUCAGAGGAAGAGGAGGAAGAAAAGCAAGAAAAAGAAGAAAAACGAGAGGAACCCAUGGAAGAGGAGGAAGAGCCAGAGCAAAAGCCCUGUCUCAAACCAACUCUGAGGCCCAUCAGUUCUGCCCCAUCUGUUUCCUCUGCCAGUGGCAAUGCAACUCCCAACACUCCUGGGGAUGAGUCUCCCUGUGGUAUUAUUAUUCCUCAUGAAAAUUCACCAGAUCAGCAACAACCUGAGGAGCAUAGGCCAAAAAUAGGACUAAGUCUUAAACUGGGUGCUUCCAAUAGUCCUGGUCAACCUAAUUCUGUGAAGAGAAAGAAACUCCCCGUAGAUAGUGUCUUUAACAAAUUUGAGGAUGAAGACAGUGAUGAUGUGCCCCGAAAAAGGAAACUGGUUCCCUUGGAUUAUGGUGAAGAUGAUAAAAAUGCUGCCAAAGGCACUGUAAACACUGAAGAAAAACGCAAACACAUUAAGAGUCUCAUUGAAAAAAUCCCUACAGCCAAACCUGAGCUCUUUGCUUAUCCCCUGGAUUGGUCUAUUGUAGAUUCUAUAUUGAUGGAACGACGAAUUAGACCAUGGAUUAAUAAAAAAAUCAUAGAAUAUAUAGGUGAAGAAGAAGCUACUUUAGUUGAUUUUGUUUGUUCUAAGGUUAUGGCUCAUAGUUCACCUCAGAGCAUUUUAGAUGAUGUUGCCAUGGUACUUGAUGAAGAAGCAGAAGUUUUUAUAGUCAAGAUGUGGAGAUUAUUGAUAUAUGAAACAGAAGCCAAGAAAAUUGGUCUUGUGAAGUAAAACUCUUUUUACAUUUAGACUAAAGCUCCAUUUCAGAUUUCUUCUUUCCCGCCCUUCAAAGGACUUAAAUUUUUUUUCUGUCUUCAAAGACAUUUGUGAGAUCUGUAAUUUUUUUUUUAAUGUAGAAAAUGUGAAAUUUUUUUGUCCUCUAAUUUGUUGAUGCCAUGUGUACUCCCUUGGUUGUAAAGACAUCUGAAUCCUACCAUGGUUCUCUUUAUACUCACCAGGUACAAAUUACUGGUAUGUUUUAUAAGCCGCAGCUACUGUACACAGCCUAUCUGAUAUAAUCUUGUUCUGCUGAUUUAUUCCUUGUAAAUAUUAAAAUGACUCCCCAA